This is a messenger RNA of Octopus sinensis (East Asian common octopus), 2633 nucleotides long. RefSeq names its product organic cation transporter protein. Gene Ontology annotation, molecular function: transmembrane transporter activity. The record is from RefSeq and is a predicted model, not a curated record. Gene Ontology annotation, biological process: transmembrane transport. Bases 445 to 2187 code for a protein of 580 amino acids. NCBI's taxonomy places the organism in Eukaryota, Metazoa, Mollusca, Cephalopoda, Octopoda, Octopodidae. The transcript has 11 exons. Gene Ontology annotation, cellular component: membrane.
UGAGUUUUUGACUAACUUUGUCGUGCAUCACUGAAUACUGAUUUCACCUGAGCUGUCUGAUGCAUUCACAGUUACAGCUGUUAACACUAACCUACAUAACAUGCAUAACCUGUUAUAUACAAGGCCAUGCAGCUAUUCAAUUGAUUUCACCUUCAACAAACUUAUCGACGGACUGAAUAAAUCCUCAGCCAGCAGUUUGCACUUUUAUUUCAGUUGAAUGAUUACGAUAAACAAAACAUUUUGUGCGAUGCUGAUAGAGGUUGUUGCGAGUAGGCAAGUGGGAGAAACAGCAGGGAAAAAAGAAAAGAAAAGAAAAAUACCCUAUAAAUAUCAUUAUUCUGUGACCCGGAUGAAAACAUUCAUAUGGUUUAUUACAAAGUAGAAUAGAACAAAUCGUAUUCCAGGUAAAAAGAAUUGCAAUUUCUACAGAGACUUUAUUUUAAAAUGGCUGAAGAAGAAGAAAAUCAACUGAAAUUAGAAAACCAAAUGGCUACACGUAAACUAUACUUUGAAUGUAUUUUCCUAUUAUGUGCCAGUUUGGCUGUGAAACAUUGCAAGCAAGCAAGCAAGCUAGCAACUUUAUCUGAUAACGAUAUUACAAAGCUUAUCGAACAAUGUGGCACAUUUGGACCCUACCAGCGCUGGUUGUACACUUAUAUUAUUAUUGUGGGAACUUUGACAAUAAUGCCAGCAAUGAAUUUAGCUUUUAUCAGUGCAAAUGUUCCCUUCUUAUGCUACCCACCAAACUUUAAUGCUUCGUUAAUUCCUGCAAAUCUUACAGAGAAUGAAUAUUUACAAAUGCUUCAACCAGACGGCGACAGUCAAUGUUCUGUAUAUAACAAUAGUUUCACUGGGACAUAUUAUACAACACCAUCAAGUAAUUCAUCUAAACUACAGUGUUCUUAUGGACGGAAAUUCCUGACAGAAGAUUUUUCUACAAUUGUAAGUGAGUUUGAUUUGGUGUGUGAAAGAAAAUGGUUAAGAUCCACCUUGCAGUCCGUUUAUUUCGCUGGUAGUCUUCUAGGAGCAAUUAUAUUUGGUGUUUUAUCUGACAGAUUUGGCCGAAUACGCGUAUUUUUAUUGGCAAACACCUGUAUAGUCAUCUGUGGAACUGGAAAAAUCUUCAUACCAUCAUUGAUAAUUCUUAUGAUGCUGCACUGUAUUCAAGCCAGUGGUUACACGGGAAAUACAAUUGCUUUAUAUUCACUGACUUUGGAAUUUACUUCCUCAAAACUACGUACCCGUAUUAGUUUUGGGUAUAUGUGUCUCUAUCCAGUGGCAGCAAUAUUUGUAACAGUGCUGGUGUAUUGUAUCCCUGACUGGCAUUUCUUAGAAUUGACGGUGUGUCUACUGCCUGCAAUCAGUUUUUUCAUUUGGAUAUUUCUCCCCGAAUCUCCAAGAUGGCUUAUUGGAAGAAAACGUUUUACUGAAGCAAAAGCACUUUUUCAAAAAAUAAUGAAGAAAAAUAAAAAACAAUGUCAGGAUUUAUUAAAAGGUUUUCCAAAUAACGAGGAAGAAUUGUCAUUAAAGAACAGUUUUCAUGAAAAUAUACCCGAGAAGAAAGUCUUAUCUCAAAAGAAUUAUACUUUUAUUGAUCUAUUUAGAACACCGCGGCUUGCAAUUACCACUGUGAAUGUUUGUUUUAGCUGGUUGGUCGCCAGUAUGUUAUAUUAUGGAGUGACUCUUCAUUCCGUGGACAUGGCUGGAAACCGCUAUGUAAACUUCCUGUUGUUGGCAUUCGUGGAAUUUCCUUCUCAUUUAACUUCUUUCUGCUUGUUUAAACGUUUUGAUCACCGGAGGCCCAUUUGUUUCUUUCUGAUGUUCAGUGGAUUAAAUUGCAUCGUGUCAAAUUUUGUAACCAAAGGUUCAUUCUGGUUUCCUCUGAUCCUGGUCGUUCUCGGAAAGUUUGGAAUCGCCUCGGCAUAUGGUUCAAUUUAUCUCUUAUCAGCAGAAUUAUUUCCAACAGUUGUGAGAGCCAACGGAUUAGGUUUAGCUUCGUUUUUUGCCCGUAUCGGUAGCAUAAGCGGACCUUUCAUACUUCAACUAUCAUCCUAUGUCAAAUGGCUUCCUCUAAGUAUCUUCGGCCUUUUGGCAGUGAUAGCGGGAUUACUGUUGCUGUUAUUACCAGAAACAAAAAAUAGAGAUUUACCGCAAACAUUUGAAGAUUUGGACAACUGGAAGAGCUGAUAUUGUGGUAAAACAAGAAACUUUCACGAUGGAAAUAAACGUAGAAUGCAUCCGACGACAAAAUGUAUCGGAGAAUUUCAGUUUCAAAAUUCGUCCGCCCUUGAUAUUUUACUUUUAAAAAUAUUGAAGACAAAAUCGAUUGAUUCAUUGUUAAUUUGUAACUCGUGUUCGAACGUUCCACAUACUGACUUUUACUUACAUGAUACAAUGCAACGCAGUAAGGGAAACAACUACAUUUUACUUUCAUUGUUCUGAAAAAUGGUUUGAUGGAACCUUGAUGGCAAUAUAUCUGAAAAGUGGGCUUCGAAACUAUAUAUUAUAAUGGUAUUCGCCAAUCAUUUAUCGUAUCUUGCAUUUGAACAUUAAUGUUUUAUAUAAUUCAUACAACGAUGGUGCCAUAUAUAAAAAAACAAAAGGAAUAUAUUUUCUUUUAGUUCAACUUUGAA